GUGCUUAAUUAUGUAUUAUUUAAACUAUUUAAUAAAAAUUAUGCAAGUAAGUGAGUGUGUUCAGAUCAGGGUCAUCUCCAUUCACCAUGCCCAGAGCCAAACAGAUCCCUCAGCCUUAUAUUGACUGCCACAUUCUUUCUGUCUCUGUAAGAGACCGGAGUAACACUGUGCUGGCCAUGAUGCUUCUGCAGGUAUCUAUUCUGCUUUGGUUUGGAGCCUUUAGGUUCAGUUUCUCCGAUGCGCUUGUGGACCUGGAACCGAUCCGGACUGAGUCAGCCCUGCUCAAACCAAAGGUGAUGAUCGCCAUUCUGGCUCGCAAUUCCCAACACAGCCUUCCUUUUUACCUGGGCUGCAUCGAACGCUUGGACUAUCCAAAGGACAGGAUUGCUAUCUGGGCUGCAGCAGACCACAGCAUUGAUAAUACGACGGCCAUGCUGCAGGAGUGGGUGUCUGGAGUGGAGGGACUGUACCAUUCCGUACGAUUCCGGACCACGGAGAAUGGGCAGAGUUCCUAUGCUGAUGAGCUUGGUCCCAAGCACUGGCCAGACUCCAGAUUCAGCCAUGUGAUGCAGCUGAGGCAUGCUGCUCUCCGAUCUGCCCGGUCUCAAUGGGCCGACUACAUCUUGUUUGCCGACAGCGAUAACUUGCUGACAAACCCGAAGGUCCUGAGCCAGCUGAUAGCCGAGAACCGCACACUGGUGGCCCCCAUGCUGGAAUCCAGAACGCUCUACUCCAACUUCUGGUGUGGUAUGACCACACAGGGGUAUUAUAAGAGAACCGAGUCAUACAUUCCCAUUCGAAACUGGAAGCGGGUUGGGUGCCACGCCGUGCCCAUGAUCCACUCCACCAUGCUGCUGGAUUUACGUCGCCGCACCAGCCGUGCCCUGGCCUUCUACCCACUCCACCAGCUCUACCAAUGGAUCCUGGAUGACAUCCUAGCUUUCUCCUUUUCAGCGAGACAGGCAGGAGUGCAGAUGUUUGUGUCUAACAGAGAGCAUUAUGGGUAUUUGCCUGUGCCACUGCAGACCCAGCAGACCCUGGAGGAUGAGGCAGAGAGCUUCACCCACACACUCACGGAGGCAAUGCUUGAUUUCGCCUUGGAGCCUUCACGCUAUUUGCACAUGCCAUCCAGAAACAAAGACAGAAUGGCAUUUGAUGAGAUAUACAUCAUUAAUCUAAUGCGCCGCAUGGACCGUAGGGUGCGUAUGUUGCGCACUUUGGAUGUUUUGGGGAUUGAAGUCACACUGACUGAUGCCGUGGAUGGCAAGUACGAGAUUACAAUAUGGCUGAAAAUAGUACACGUGCAAUAUAAAUUGCUCUAUUUAAAAAGUAAGAAAUUGAUUUAUUCCAGAGCUUUGAACUCGUCGCAGCUCCAGGUUUUAGGGAUAGAGAUGCUGCCCAGCUACCAAGACCCUUACUCUGGCCGAGUGCUCACGAAAGGAGAGAUCGGAUGUUUUCUCAGCCAUUACAACAUCUGGAAGCAGGUGGUGGAACAUAAGCAGCAACAGGUACUCGUUCUAGAAGACGACAUUCGCUUUGAACCGAAUUUCAAGAGGCGUCUGAACACAAUCAUGGAGGAUAUUUGGCGGACAGAGCUCCAGUGGGAUUUGAUAUACGUGGGCCGUAAGCGGUUGCAGGUGAAGAAUCCUGAACGCUGGGUGCAGGGGAUAAAGAACCUGGUAUACCCUGAUUAUUCCUAUUGGACUCUGGGAUACGCACUUUCUCUUCAGGGUGCUAAGAAACUGCUGGAAGCCAAACCUUUGGGCAAAAUGCUGCCAGUAGAUGAGUUCCUGCCUGUUAUGUUCAACAAGCACCCUAAAGAAGAGUACCUGGCUCACUUUAAGCAGCGGGACCUGCUAGCCUUCUCAGUGGAACCUCUCCUCCUCUACCCAACCCACUACACAGGAGAAGCAGGCUAUAGCAGUGACACGGAGACGUCCACCAUCUGGGACAAUGAGAGCAUUAACACAGACUGGGACCGGCAGGGUACCCACAAAAAGCAGAACCGUGGCGAUGCAGCCCCUGUACCUACUUCCGAUGGGGGCAGCAGGGAUGAACUGUAAGCUAGCCAAUCACAGUGCAGAACUGGACAGCAUGGGGUUUAUUGCAUUUUAUGGACAUCAAAAUCUGGUCAUAUAUUCGAAAGGUGCUGACAAGGUAUUGAGGAAAGAUUUGUGUCUUAAACACUUACAAAGGUCAACAAAUGAAUGACAACAAAUAUGAAAGUCAGAUUACAUCACGCAUAGCCAAUAUUACUUACAUGUCUAUAUGUAUUAUGUCCUUUGAAAAUUCAGAGCCCAAGGGUUCUUUGGUUGUCCAUUAAUGGUUUUAUACAGAAUCCAGUAACUAACCCAGAAAGGGUUCCAAGUUCCACGUACCAUUUCAGGAAGCUAAGAAGUCUUAAUUAUCCCAUGAACUCUUAAAGAACUUAAGAAAAUAAGUACCAAUAAUUUGGAGUUUACCCCAUUAAUACAUGCACUCUUGGGAAAAAGAUUCUUCAGUGGUUCUUUGGAUGACAUAAGAGUUCUUAGCGUAAAAAUAAUAAUAAUAAUAAUAAUCUACUUUUAUUUAACCCUUUUAUUGUAGUGUUCUACACUGAACAUUGAAGGGAUCCCCCAGGGUACUUUAAAGGAUUCGCUGGAUAAAUAAGGCUUCUUAAAAAGGUUCUACUUGAUCCCUUUCUGAUUUUGUUUUUGGAACAUUUUGUUGUAAAGUUCUACGCGGAGUCUUUAAUCAUUCCCCCCAGGGUUCACUGGAUAACCAAGAGUUAUUAGCUUCCAAAAAACGUUCUUUAUGUACCCUUUGUUCUAGGUGUUCUACAUUAAACCUCGAAGGGUUUCCACAGGGUUCAGCAGUUCCUGAAUUCCACCGGAACCCUUUCUGAUAGGAAAACCCUUGUUGCUGUGUUCUAUACUGAAUCAUGAAAGGUUUCUUCAGAAGGACAAUCGAAGGGUUCUGAAUAUUUUACCCCAGAUUAUAUUUUAAACUAUAAAGAAAACAUGUCAUUUACAUUAUGCUAAUCAGCGCCAAUUGAUGAUUUUUUAAAAAAAUUACAUAGUGUUUCAAUAACGUCACAUUCCAACAGAUGGAGAAAAUCCUAAAGCGAUUUCUUGAACAAGCCAUAUAAAAAAAAAAAAAAUCACUAUAAAACAUACAAUCAUCAUAAUUAAAUUUUUUAAUUUAUUUAAAAAGCACUGGCAGUUUCUUGUACUUUGAGGCAAAAUUCGCUACUGAAAAAACACCACACAAACAGCAUGUAAUAAAUUAAAUCAGCAGAGGAAUACCAAAAGAAAACCAACCAUAACAAAAAAUAACAACAUGCUUGUACAUCUGUGAAGUAUGGAGGUUCUAAGCAUUCAGUUUUAAUCACCUGAGGAGAUGCAUUAAAGCCCAAAUCCUGACGAGGGCAUAACCUCAUGAAAGGAAACAGACCUUUGAUGCAGUCUUGACAGACUUAUUAGUGUGACUGCUGACCUGCACAAAAAUGGAGUGUAUUUGGUUUUAGUGUGUAAAAACAAACAAACAAACAAACAAAAAAAUACAAAGCUAGAAUAAAUGAGGUCAAGAUUGGAUUGACAAAGCAAGGAGGCAGCUUUUUAGAUGAAGAUUAGCUUUUCUCUCACUAUAACUAAUUGAAACAAAACAAUACAACUCA
This is a messenger RNA of Ictalurus furcatus (blue catfish), 3655 nucleotides long. It is a transcript of the gene colgalt2a, whose product is annotated as collagen beta(1-O)galactosyltransferase 2a. Gene Ontology annotation, molecular function: procollagen galactosyltransferase activity. Bases 87 to 2063 code for a protein of 658 amino acids. Lineage: Eukaryota; Metazoa; Chordata; Actinopteri; Siluriformes; Ictaluridae. The record is from RefSeq and is a predicted model, not a curated record. The transcript is spliced from 11 exons.